Messenger RNA from Strongylocentrotus purpuratus (purple sea urchin), 1887 nucleotides. Its product is annotated as tripartite motif-containing protein 45-like. Gene Ontology annotation, cellular component: nucleoplasm; chromatin. Gene Ontology annotation, molecular function: ubiquitin-protein transferase activity; zinc ion binding. The transcript has 2 exons. Gene Ontology annotation, biological process: positive regulation of DNA-templated transcription. Bases 1 to 1887 code for a protein of 628 amino acids. The record is from RefSeq and is a predicted model, not a curated record. Lineage: Eukaryota; Metazoa; Echinodermata; Echinoidea; Camarodonta; Strongylocentrotidae.
AUGGCUGAGAAGAUUGAGGAAGAGAAAGCUCCAAGCUCUCCAGAGAACCUGACGUGUCCACUAUGUCUUGAUAUCUUCGACGAGGCAACAAUCCUGACUUCAUGCAAACACACCUUCUGUAGGAAAUGUCUCAAGAACUAUGACCUGUCCCACCAGGACCUUGAUCACAUGAUCUGUCCUCUCUGCAGGAAUACCACCAAGUUGUCUGCGAACCGUGUCGAUGAUUUCCUCACUAAUGUGACGGUCAACGGACUCGUAGACGAUUACCACGCCAAAUGUGGAGGGAUGAAUGCUGUCCUUGAGACGCGUCCAAAAUGCACUGCAUGCAAGUUUCAGCGAGACGCUGUCUCAUUUUGUAAAACGUGUAAUUACUACAUGUGCACUAAUUGCGACUGCAGCCAUGAGCAGUCACACUUUGAAGGUCACGAGAUUGUAUCCAUACAGGAUAUCAUCAACGGGAAGGUCAGCGUUGGUCAUCAAUCCGAGAAGUGCUGCAUCCACAAACAAGAGAACAAAGAUAUGUUUUGUGAGGAUUGUAAGGUCCACGUUUGUUUCAAGUGUGUGAUCGUCGGUCAUCAAAAUCACAAAAUCAAGAAUCAGACUGAUUUUGAGCAGGAGUUACGGCUUAAGGUGAACGACCUUGUCCAGCGUUGUGCCACUAAGAAAUCAGAACUGGAGAAGAACAUUAAGAAUGUGGAAGUACAACGCCAUGAAGUAUACACUGCGGUGCAGAGAUUACUGGACGAUGUCGGUCAAGCCUACAGCAUCAAGGCCAAAAAGCUUGAAGAAAAUCAUCGAAAUAUCAUCGAGCGAAUCAAUGCAGUAAGGCGGAGUUUCGAUGACGACCUCAACGUCUUGAAAUCCAACGAUCGAACGAGGAUCAAGAGUAUUUAUAGUUCAAUAUCACUGGUAGCUAAUGACAGACUCGGUCGUCUUGAGACAGACGGUCUGUCUGCUCACACCUUACUUUGUGAGGAGCUGGAUUCCAUGCUGAAGAAGGCUACUGAUCACACUUCUGCAGCAGUCAUUACGAAGAAAGCACAGGAGAAGAGGUUCAAGCCUGCAGAUGAUACUCGUCUGGACCUCGGGAGCAUCUCAGAAUCAGAUCCCAAGUUGCAAGUCAUUCAGUGUGUAGAUCUACGGGAACAGAUGUCGGGUAUGACCCCGUACUCUGAUGACAGUGUAGCUAUCGCAUAUAGUGGUGCAACUGGUAUAGAUAUCAUUGAUUCAGCUGGUAAACAGGAGCAGUAUGCAAACAUACCAGGAAACAUGAGGUGUUGUGAUCUUGUGUUUCAACAAGACAGGUCGUUAUGCAUAUCAACAGGUAGCCAAGAAGCACACAUAUAUUCUCCUAAUGGAUCCAGAAAAUCAAUCUUCCACACGGAAAAGCAAUUUAGCUUUAAUUCUUUAAUACUAAACAGAAGUUCAUCAGAUGAAAUCCUCCUUACUCACAAUAACAACCAAGUCUAUGUCUAUGACCCGACUGGAUUUACUCUCAAACACAUUAUUCCAACAAAACACGACAUGGUGAGGCAGGUAUCUUCUACCAGGUCGGGCUUGAUUGUCACGAGUUCAUAUUUCCAUCAAAUGUUGACGGUCUAUGACAGGAAUGGGAAUGCUGGUAAUUCUCUACAAUCAAACACAAUCGGCCUGUAUGCGGCCGUGGAUGAGCAGGACCGGGUGUAUGUAGCGAGUUGUGUUGGUAAUUAUGGUCCAGUGGUGAUCAGGCUCUAUGAACUUGAAGGUUUGAACCUGAAGGAGAAAGUUGAGUUCAAUGUACUUAAUCUGGAGCUUGUUCGUCCUUGGUGUAACUUGGUUUCCCUCUCCUCAGACAUGCUCGCGUUUGCUUCUGGCAAGAGGUUGUAUUUUAUUAAGGUAACACUGUAA